This is a messenger RNA of Saimiri boliviensis boliviensis (Bolivian squirrel monkey), 2730 nucleotides long. It is a transcript of the gene NOM1, whose product is annotated as nucleolar protein with MIF4G domain 1. Gene Ontology annotation, biological process: ribosomal small subunit biogenesis. Gene Ontology annotation, cellular component: nucleolus. The record is from RefSeq and is a predicted model, not a curated record. Gene Ontology annotation, molecular function: RNA binding; protein binding. NCBI's taxonomy places the organism in Eukaryota, Metazoa, Chordata, Mammalia, Primates, Cebidae.
AUGGCGGCGUCCGGGAACACGGUGGAGCCCGGUCAGGGCGGAUCCCGGGGACGCGCGGCCCGCAUGAAGCGCAGAGGCUGCCGCGGGUCGCGCCGCGGUCCUGGCGGCGGUGGGGAGAAGGUCCUGAAGAGGCUCAAGCUAGCGGUGGAAGAGUUCGUGCAGGCGACCUCGGAGGGCGAGGCUCCCGUGAGCUGCGAGGGGCGCGGCGCCCCGGUGCGCUUCCGCCCGGGAGGGAGAAAAAGCCGCAAGGAACUGAGGAAGGAGAAGCGGCACCUGCGGAAAGCGCGCCGGCUGCAGAGGUCGGCGGGCCCCCACCAGGGUCCCGGCCCCGGAGGCGGAGCCGCAGAAGCGAGUGGUGCCCGGCGGGACACAGAGGAGCGCGCCCGCCCGGCUCCUAGUCGGGACCCCUCGCCUCCCAAGGAGCCGCGGCCGUCCCGGGCCAGGGCCAAGGCCCAGGCCCCUCCCGGGAAGCCCAGACCCUCCGCAGCCGCCACCGCCGCUGCCCGCAAACGGGCGCUUCUGGCGGCCAACGAGGAGGAGGACCGAGAGAUCCGAAAGCUGGAGCGUUGCCUCGGCUUGAACAAGCGUAAAAAGAAGGACGGCGGCGGCUCCAUACCGCUGAGCUUUGCACGCGACGGGCUCGACUAUAUUCUGGGAGCCCUGGAGUCUGAGAAAAAUAGCGGCUUGUACGACAGCAGUGGUGAGGAGGAGGAGGAGGAGGAAGAUGCCGGACGGAACCUCCCCGAAAGUGACUUGGAGAGUGACUCCCAGGACGAAAGCGAGGAGGGCGAGGAAGAGGAGGACAUAGAAAAGGAAGAGAAGGCGCUGCAAGCGGAGAGCGACGACGACGGCGAGGAUUUGGAACAGGAACAGGGGGAAGAAAAGGAGGAGGGAGCGCGGGAGAAAAGGAGGGGGAGGAGAGUCCGUUUUGCAGAUGAUGAUGAAGAAAAGAGUGAGAAUUCCUCGGAGAACGGCGACGUGACCGAUCAGGGUCUUUGUGAAAGUGGUGAAAAGUAUGUCCCACCUCAUGUGAGGCGAGCUGAGGAAACAGUGGACUUCAAGAAAAAGGAAGAACUAGAAAGGCUGAGGAAACAUGUGAAAGGUCUACUUAACAGGCUGAGUGAACCCAACAUGGCUUCCAUCAGCGGGCAGCUGGAGGAGCUCUACAUGACCCACAGCAGGAAGGACAUGAGUGACACCCUGACCUCCGCCCUCAUGGGUGCCUGCGUCACUGCCUCAGCCAUGCCCAGCAGACUGAUGAUGGAGCAUGUUCUCUUAGUCAGCAUCCUUCACCACACGGUUGGAAUUGAGGUCGGUGCUCACUUUCUGGAGGCGGUGGUGAGGAAGUUUGAUGACGUCUAUAAACACGGAAGCGAAGGGAAAGAAUGUGACAACCUGUUCACCAUUAUUGCGCAUUUAUACAACUUCCAUGUGGUGCAGUCUCGCCUCGUCUUCGACAUUUUGAAAAAACUUACUGGAACUUUCACUGAAAAAGAUAUUGAACUGAUCUUGUUAAUGCUGAAAACUGUGGGCUUUUCAUUGAGAAAAGAUGAUGCUUUAUCACUCAAGGAACUGAUCGCUGAAGCCCAGACCAGAGCCAGCAGCGCAGGCGGCAAGUUUCAGGACCAGACCAGGAUUCGGUUUAUGCUGGAGACGAUGUUGGCCCUGAAGAACAAUGACAUGCGUAAAAUCCCAGGCUACGAUCCUGAGCCUGUGGAGAAGCUGAGGAAGCUGCAGAGAGCUUUGGUCCGCCAUGCCGGCUCAGGUUCUGAGACUCAACUUCGUGUCUCCUGGGACAGCGUCUUGAAUGCGGAACAGACGGGUCGCUGGUGGAUUGUGGGGUCUGCCUGGAGCGGGGCCCCGAUGAUUGACAACAGUCAGCAUACGCACCUGCAGAAGCAGCCUGCGGGGACGGUCAGCUCCAAGAUCCUAGAACUCGCCCGCAAGCAGAGGAUGAACACAGACAUCAGGAGAAACAUAUUCUGCACAAUAAUGACAAGUGAAGAUUUUCUGGAUGCUUUUGAGAAGCUUCUAAAGCUUGGACUUAAGGAUCAGCAGGAGAGAGAAAUCAUUCAUGUUCUCAUGGAUUGCUGCCUUCAAGAGAAAACUUACAAUCCCUUCUACGCUUUCUUGGCUAGCAAAUUCUGUGAAUAUGAAAGGAGAUUUCAGAUGACUUUCCAGUUCAGCAUAUGGGACAAAUUUCGGGACCUGGAAAACUUGCCAGCUGUGAAUUUCUCUAAUUUGGUUCAUCUGGUGGCCCACUUGUUGAAGACAAAAUCGCUUUCACUUUCCAUCUUAAAGGUAGUUGAAUUCAGUGAAUUGGACAAACCCAGAGUCCACUUUUUACGAAAAGUGUUAAGUAUCCUGUUAAUGGAAACAGAAGUUGAAGACCUCGGUUUAAUUUUCACAAGAGUGUCUGACAACCCAAAGCUGGGGAUACUGCGUGAGGGCUUGAAGCUGUUCAUCAGCCACUUCUUGCUAAAGAACGCACAGGCCCAGAGAAGCGCCGAGGAAGCCAGCCUGCUGAGAGCGAGAGCUGACCUUGCUACAAAGGCUCUGCAGGGAAAAGCUUCCCUGAGACUGUAGUCAGGGAAGAAAGGCGCGCAGGUGGACCUUUGGCUGUAAACUGUCCUUUGUAAACCCAAAGGCUUGUUCUGUUGACUGCGUGUGAAAGUUUGGUGGAGCCAUGUCAUUAUCUGUUACGGUAUUAUGUUUUGAGAUAAUUUCUUU